Molecule: messenger RNA, 1257 nt
Organism: Mycotypha africana
Lineage: Eukaryota; Fungi; Mucoromycota; Mucoromycetes; Mucorales; Mycotyphaceae
Exons: 1
Coding region: 1-1257 (418 amino acids)
Source: RefSeq, a predicted model, not a curated record
AUGUUUAUCCAUCCUAUUCAUCCGAAAAGUGCCUGUCAGAAUAUUCAACAGCUGUACUUUAAUUGGAAGUUUGAUUUCAAGACAAAUACAGAUUUUAUGCCUGGCACAUACGAAGCCAACGUGAAGCAAAUAUCCAACGAUUUUACUGAGAGUUGUGCACCUCAUUCUCACCAACAGGAAGAGAACAAAGCUCAGUCUAAACGACAGCGAAAACAGAAACAGCAAAAAAAACACCGUACGAACCACCAUCCAUGUAAGGAUCAGCCUGCCCUCACUCUCAUCGAACCACAGUAUAAGGGUUGUUCAAACGGAAGAAAAGAAAGCGAGAAAGAAAAAGACACGCGCACAAUUGCCAAAAACGAUGAGCUUGCUUCUUUUCUGAUCCAAUCUAAGCUUCUUAAGAAGUGCAAUAAAACGGUAGAUACACAGAUAACCACACACAACGACGAUACAGUCGUAGAAACAUUAGACCUAAAGAACAAAUCCACCCAGUCACCCAGACAAAAGCAGCAGCAGCGAUGCGCCACUCUUACUUCCAUGUCAGUUUAUUCCACCGUUCAAAGUAAUCAUCGUAUGACAGCAACAACAGCUACGAGUUGUCUUCCCUCUUCUUCUUCUUGGGCUGACAUUGUAAAAAAUAACCAUGACAAAAGCGCUCAGAUAGACAAUCGAAAGCAAUCCGUUUCUACUGAGGCUUCCUCCUUUUCUGAAGUACCUUCAUUAACAGAUAAUGAAAGUAUGACGGGUUCGAUGGACGAACCAUCCCCUCAAUUACUCGCUCAUGAACCACCGCUAUCGUCUUACGGCUUUUCAACUGCUGCUGCUACAACAAAGGCUAUGAACACCACUCAUAGCUCUAAGUUUUAUUCACCUUUUUCUAGUGGAUUGGAUCUCACUGCUUCUCUGGUGAGAACAGCAACAACCGUACCGUACGAGCAAAAACCUUCCUCCUCUCACUUUAGUCGAACACACAGUUACUUAAUUCGACCUACUCAAUAUAUCCCAUCAGUAAAUGAUAUCAUAGACUAUACCCCAACACCAACACCAUCGCUCUGCAGUCACCAACAAAAAUCAGUAUUGGAUUCGCUUUAUCAUCCUGCUUCUGAAUACAGCAAGAAGGACUGUUUGUUUACCCACCGUCCUUUUCAUCAAAACUUUUCUUACUCGCAACACAAAGAUAUCACUCAUCUUCAGUUGAUGCAUAAUGUAAGAAAUACACAAGAUAACGAUGACAGAGCGAAUAGAAGAGAGAUAUAA